Molecule: messenger RNA, 642 nt
Organism: Paracoccidioides lutzii Pb01
Exons: 2
Coding region: 1-642 (213 amino acids)
Source: RefSeq, a predicted model, not a curated record
AUGUCUGUGUCAAAAACAGAGGCGGAUGUGAUCUUCAACAGGGCGAACCUCGCUCUAGCACGUAGCCAACGUCUCAUCGCAUCAUGGCUCCCUCCAAAAACGGCCGAAGAAAUAGCCAACACAAAAUCCGAAGAGGAACUCCAGCGGGAAGAGGAUGAGAUAUUUACCCCAGUUCCAGAGAAACUAGGACUGGGCGCGGCCCUCCCAAAAAGUCAGGCGGACGGCAGCUUCAAUCGCACAGAGCUCAGCUCUAACGAGAAACUGCGGAAACAGCUUCUGGGCAAGAACUACAAGAAACCUACUGCGUCGAAAAGCUCCCAUCAUGCGGCAGCUGGGAAGAAAUAUCCCCAACGCCCCGUGAAACCGCAACUUGAGAGUGACGAUGACGAGGAUGAAGGGCGCUCGUCUUUAGGCGGGAAUAAACGGAAGCGGGUGACCAAAAUGAUGGACGAGGUUGGGACGGGCAUGACAACCACUUCCGCAGUGAGUGGAAGUGUCAAUGGCAAGGGCAAGGGUAAUAACACUGACGACGAGGAAUUACCUGGUAAAUUGCAGCGCAGCACGCAGAGAAGAAAGCCUGUCAGUUACCUUGAUAAACUCUUAUCCGAACGAUCGAAGAAGAAAAAGAAAAGCAGUAGUUAA